AUGGCCACUGCCAGGUCCAAGGUGGACCUGGCAGAAAUUGGCAUCGCCUCGCUGAGGCCGCGAAGGGCGGUGACUGGGGGGUUAAUUUUGGAGGUCCCUGGCACCGAUGGGGCCGCCAAGGCCACCGUCCUCGCCACAAAAGUUGCGGAAGCGCAGGCGGGAACCGGCGUAAAAGUCGCGCGCCCGGUCAAAAAAGUCGACCUUAGGGUGCGCAGCCUGGUCGAUUCGACCACGCCGGCGGAGGUCGCUGCGGAUAUUACCCGCGUGGGCGGGUGUAACGAGGCGGACAUUCAUACCGGCGAAAUCCGGUCUUUUCCCUCGGGAUUGGGCACCCUCUGGGUCCGAUGUCCUGCCGCGGCCGCUGGCAAGGUUGCUGUCGCGGGCCGGAUAACUGUCGGCUGGACCCAGGCAGCCGUGGAGGCCCUGAGUGCCCGGCCUCUGCAGUGUUACCGUUGCCUUGGUGUUGGCCACACCAGUCAGCGGUGCACUGCUGCCGAGGAUAGGUCCGACUGCUGUUAUAGAUGCGGCAGUCGGGACCAUAAGGUGGCAGCCUGUACGGCCACGAUCAAUUGUCCGCUUUGUGCGGGCGCGGGCAAGCCGUCUGGUCACCCCCUCGGCAGCCGUGCAUGUCCUGCCAGUGCGAGGCGAGGCAAGGGAGGCGGCCAAAGGCCGUCUGCCAGAUUUAAUAAUAAAGGGAAGGAAACCACGAUGGCCAAGGCAGCGACCACCGUGGGCAGUAACGAAAAGGCAGCAUCGCCUGAUGCUACCGUCGCGCCUGCGGGGGCGGAUGGGGCCUCUAAAGUCCCAGACGUCACCGCAUCCGCGGCCGUGACGGCGAUGGACACGGCUGAGUAA
Megalopta genalis is the source of this 855-nucleotide messenger RNA. The record is from RefSeq and is a predicted model, not a curated record. NCBI's taxonomy places the organism in Eukaryota, Metazoa, Arthropoda, Insecta, Hymenoptera, Halictidae.